Limulus polyphemus (Atlantic horseshoe crab) is the source of this 2148-nucleotide messenger RNA. RefSeq names its product calcium-transporting ATPase sarcoplasmic/endoplasmic reticulum type-like. The transcript has 16 exons. Gene Ontology annotation, cellular component: membrane. Gene Ontology annotation, molecular function: ATP hydrolysis activity; ATP binding; P-type calcium transporter activity. The record is from RefSeq and is a predicted model, not a curated record. The coding region runs from base 1 to 2148 and encodes 715 amino acids. Gene Ontology annotation, biological process: calcium ion transmembrane transport; intracellular calcium ion homeostasis. NCBI's taxonomy places the organism in Eukaryota, Metazoa, Arthropoda, Merostomata, Xiphosura, Limulidae.
AUGUGUAUUCACCGAUUUUUUUUUUUUCUCCUUUCAGAAUUACCAGCAGAAGAGGGUAAACCUUUAUGGCAGCUUAUAUUAGAACAAUUUGAUGAUUUACUAGUGAAGAUUUUACUUUUAGCAGCUAUAAUAUCAUUUGCUUUAGCCUUAUUUGAAGAACACGACGGCCAGAUCACAGCUUUUGUCGAACCAUUCGUCAUCUUACUUAUUCUCAUCGCCAAUGCAGUCGUCGGUGUGUGGCAGGUAAGACUUACGUCCGUUCAACAUCUUAGUGCUCUCGAGUUGGAAGAAAUGACCAGUAUUGACUCACGAACAUUUUCUUGUUUGUUAGGUGAAUCUGUAUCUGUGAUCAAACAUACCGAUGCUAUUCCAGAUGUAAGGGCUGUUAAUCAGGACAAAAAAAAUAUUAUAUUUUCGGGUACUAAUAUUGCAUCAGGAAAAGCUCGUGGAAUUGUAAUUGGAACUGCUUUAGACACUGCCAUUGGUAAGAUUCGAACAGAAAUGUCCGAGACAGAAGAGGUUAAAACACCUUUACAGCAGAAGCUGGACGAGUUUGGCGAACAGUUAUCCAAAGUGAUCUCGGUAAUCUGUGUAGCUGUAUGGGCAAUUAAUAUUGGUCAUUUCAAUGACCCAGCCCACGGUGGGUCCUGGAUUAAAGGGGCCAUUUACUACUUCAAGAUUGCUGUUGCUCUAGCCGUAGCUGCUAUUCCAGAAGGUCUGCCUGCUGUUAUCACAACAUGUCUAGCCUUAGGAACAAGAAGGAUGGCCAAAAAGAACGCGAUAGUGAGAUCACUGCCCUCUGUGGAGACUUUAGGUUGCACCUCGGUCAUCUGUUCUGAUAAAACUGGGACACUGACCACGAACCAGAUGUCAGUUUCUAGGUUUUUCAUCAUGGAUCACGUAGAAGACAAGAAUGUUGCUUUACAUGAAUUUGAAGUAACCGGAUCAACCUACGAGCCUAUUGGAGAAGUCUUUAAAGAUGGAAAAAAAGUCCAGUCCAGCGACUACGAUGCUUUAAAUGAACUUGCAACGAUUUGCUCAAUGUGCAAUGAUUCCAGUAUAGACUUUAAUGAGUACAAACAAAUGUUUGAAAAAGUGGGUGAAGCCACAGAAACAGCACUUAUUGUUCUCUCAGAAAAGAUCAACCCCUUCAACUUUGAAAAGUCAGGCCUAACAAGGAGAGAUGCUGCUUUAGUUGUUAACCAUGGUGUUCAAGCUAUGUGGAGGAAAGAAUUUACUCUAGAGUUCUCCCGUGAUCGGAAGUCUAUGAGCUCCUACUGUGUUCCCAUCAAACCUGUUCGAUUAGGAACUGGCCCUAAGAUGUUUUGUAAGGGGGCACCAGAAGGAGUGUUGGAUAGGUGCACUCACGUGAGGAUUGGAAGUAAGAAGAUUCCCAUGACCAACACUAUUAAGAAUAGGAUUUUGGAAACCACUCGACAUUAUGGCACUGGAAGAGACACUCUACGCUGUCUUGCCUUGGCUACCAUUGAUGAUCCAAUGAAGCCCGAAGAAAUGGACCUGGCAGAUUCCACAAAGUUUCACUUAUACGAGACUGGUAUGACAUUUGUAGGAGUUGUAGGGAUGCUAGAUCCUCCGAGGAAAGAAGUUUUUGACUCUAUUCAACAGUGUAGGGCUGCUGGCAUCCGUGUGAUUGUCAUUACUGGUGACAACAAGACUGGUGAUGGAGUUAACGAUGCUCCUGCCCUGAAGAAAGCUGAAAUCGGUAUUGCCAUGGGCUCGGGAACAGCUGUUGCCAAGUCAGCUGCGGAAAUGGUGUUAGCUGAUGACAACUUUUCUUCAAUUGUAGCAGCUGUUGAAGAAGGGAGAGCCAUCUACAACAACAUGAAACAAUUUAUCCGCUACCUGAUCUCCUCAAACAUCGGCGAAGUAGUAAGCAUUUUCCUUACGGCUGCCUUGGGGUUACCAGAAGCAUUGAUUCCCGUCCAGCUGUUAUGGGUGAACCUGGUUACUGACGGUCUCCCAGCCACAGCCCUGGGCUUUAACCCUCCAGAUCUCGAUAUUAUGGAACGUCCUCCUCGUAAGGCAGACGAAUCCCUUAUUUCCGGCUGGUUGUUCUUCCGCUACAUGGCUAUUGGAGACUUUGAUAUUCAUCCUUUUAACAACUCCGUGUCUGUAGUUGAAUACUAA